GUGGCGGCAGUCACACCGCGUCUUUCAAGCUGGACGGACGCACGAGCAGCUACCGUUCUCUUAUUUCGUUCCACCGCGACGCGCAGAAGGGAAUGCAAGCGAGCAACGAUAAUUCAUCAAUUCAUUUAUUAACGAAUUAAUGAAUUCUGUGAAGAAAUUUCUGUCUGGGCGCCUUAAGAACGAAAGUUUUCUGUUUGAAUACGGAUAUAUUUUAUCGCGCUUUUUAAUCACUUAACAUUUCUUGUACUGACAUCUGUAAGACUUUAAAUUUCCCUUUGAAAUGGUUGAAGAACAGUUCACAGAUAACGGCGUGUCAACAUUAUUCGUGGCGUUAAUGUCCUCAAUCUCUUUGUUUUAGACGUCUGUCUUUUGUUUAGUGACUAUAACGCAGCACUGCUCGUAAACGACAGCCAUGCCCAUUUUAAUUACUUAACACGCGACUUCAUAAUUUAGAGGAUGAACAUAAAGUUUUUAUUUUUAUAUACAUGACAGUAAAAGCGAUUUUAGAAGAAACUUAUGAAUAUUAUUUUUAAAAACUUAAUGGUUCAGUUCACAGACGUAGUUCCAUUUCGUGAUGGCAGUACCAAUUUCAACAGCUCGAGCCUUACUGACCCACGGCUGUUCGACAGCGAUGUAUCAACCCAGGAUGUCAGUCCGGAGGAACUGUUACUGCUAAUAGGUUUACCAGGGAUGAGCGACGUUGGUAUGAUCACGGCAUUGCCUGCAGAAGAGUGUCAGAGAAUCAUUAGCCUUAACGCUUCCUUGUGGACGUUGCUGACAGUGUACGCAAAUUCGAGUGGUGAGUUCAAGUGCUUGCGCCACGCACCAGAGUUUACUAACAAGAUAGCCGUCAAGACAGCCGUCCUCACAGUAAUGGCAGUCUUGUCAUUUGUGGGAAACACGUGGACAAUAGCGAGCAUUAGGAAGAACAGGUCUGCGAAAAGAUCUCAUCAGUCGUGGAGCGCGGUGUACACGCUGAUCUUGCAUCUCUCCAUAGUGGAUUUGUUGGUGACACUGUUCUGUCUUGCUGGUGAAGCUGCCUGGAGCUAUACUGUUGCGUGGGUAGCUGGUAACGCAGAGUGCAAGAUAUUCAAGUUUCUUCAGAUGUCCAGUCUUUACCUCUCGACAUUUGUGCUCGUGCUUAUAGGAGUGGACAGAUUUGUGGUUGUCAAGUAUCCGAUGAAAUCCCUCAACACUGCACGGCGUUUGAAUCGCCUCAUAAUUUUCGUGUGGGUAUUGAGUCUUACACUCAGCAUUCCCCAGUUGGUGAUCUUCCACGUGGAGAAAGGGCCAUUCUACGAAGACUUCUACCAGUGCGUGACAUUCGGAUUCUACACAGAGCCAUGGCAGGAGCAGCUGUACACGACGUUCAGUCUCGUCUGCAUGUUCAUUCUGCCUCUCCUCAUUAUCAUUUCCACUUACGUCUCUACUAUAAUCACCAUCUCCAAAAGCGAAAAGAUGUUCAAAGCUGAAGUGGAGACUGGGGGCAAACACGUAGCCUCUGAAGUGAACAGACGUCGUAUAAUCCACCGAGCCAAGAUGAAGUCUCUGCGAAUUUCAGUGGUGAUUGUGGUUGCUUUCAUCGUGUGCUGGGCACCUUAUUACAUCAUGAUGAUAAUCUUCAUGUUCCUCAAUCCUGACGAACACCUUGGUGAGGAUCUUCGUAACGGCAUUUUCUUCUUUGGAAUGUCCAACAGUUUGAUAAACCCACUUAUAUAUGGUGCAUUCCAUCUUUGGAAGCCAAAGAAAAGCAAACAGAAUGAUAGCGUUUCACAUUACAGAGACGGAUCCAUGGCUGGCCGCAGUAUAGCAAACAACACGAGUGUUAUUGAGGACAGGGGAGGAAGUAGAAGGGUGGUAAUGAACAGAGGUUCAACCCGGUCAUCAGUGACUCUACGCCAGGGAGACGUGAAUGAUGAGAAAACAACUGUUGUCCUUCUAGAACAAGUCAUGCCAGAUGGUAACAAUCACGGACUACAAAGAAACCGGAGUAGCAGACGACUUGCCAACAAGUUUCUUCUGCAUUACAAGGGUGUUCUUGGAGGUGGGGCCAACAUGCAGACGCACAUAUGAGACAGUGUCGGAGAAAGUGGUUACAGUUGACAAUUACGUCACUCCAGAGGACAUGCCCUGUAUCUGAAUGGUUCCAACUUUCCACGUACAUUUAUUUUUUUAAAACCGAUGAUCUACUUCUGUGAAUAUUUGCUUUCAUCUCUUAUUACGGUAACAAUAGUAGUAAAUGGGGCAUUAAUGAUAUGGGGCUGUAAGGAUACGUAUUUUUAUUUCAACGUUUUUGUACUUGAUGUAGAAUUUUAGGUUUUCAUAUCAUGUGAACAGAGAUGGUAUUUUGGAUUGCUGCACUAUGUAUUUUGUCUGCAUACAGCCAACAGACUAUCUAGAACAAGAAUCCUUAUUCUUUACUUGAUAUUUCUAUAUCACCACAGAUAUUUCUCAGCUUAUGAAAUAAAAAUAUAAAAUUUCAGUCUAUUAGUUUUAAUUAUCAUUCCCAAAUAAAAAUUAUUCUUAUGAUUUAACUUAAUGAUCUAGGAAGGUUGCAUGUUUUCAGCCUGUAUCAAUAGAACCCUUCUGUUGUAAAAACAAAUUUCUAUGAUUCCAUAUGUGUUUGAAGGCCAUGCAUCGAUUACAAUAUUUCUUCUCUUUUACUUUAAUUCAUUUCAAGAAUAAUAGAUUUAAAGUUCAAAGUGUUAUUUAUGUUUUGUUAAUAAAAAUUUUACAGUCAAGUGUCACAAUGGCCAAGCGAAAAAGAAUCCACUAUCUCUAAUUUUAAUUAAUUUGAAAAUUUAAAUACAUAAUUAAUAUUAGUAUAUGAAAAUAAACACUAUACUUUUGUAAGAAGGGAUACUUCAAAACUCCUCAGAAAUUCAUAAUGGCAAAGUGAGCAGGACCAUUUAAAAUACAAGUUUGAACAUAACUAGAUGAAAUCUGCACUCAAGAAAAAAGUAUUACCAAGAAUAAAAUAAUACUGAGGUAUUAACAAUUAUAAUCUGUAACAUAUCUAACCAUGGAAGCAAUAAAAAUUCAUCUCAUCCA
Molecule: messenger RNA, 3051 nt
Organism: Zootermopsis nevadensis
Lineage: Eukaryota; Metazoa; Arthropoda; Insecta; Blattodea; Termopsidae
Gene: CrzR
Product: corazonin receptor
Biological process (GO): neuropeptide signaling pathway
Cellular component (GO): plasma membrane
Molecular function (GO): corazonin receptor activity
Source: RefSeq, a predicted model, not a curated record